Molecule: messenger RNA, 5059 nt
Organism: Closterium sp. Naga37s-1
Lineage: Eukaryota; Viridiplantae; Streptophyta; Zygnematophyceae; Desmidiales; Closteriaceae
Source: the annotation of a GenBank genome assembly
GCAUCUCAAUGACGUGCUUCAGAAACACGCAAUAAUCAGCGAUGCGAACAAGGACACUGUAGUGGAGACGUUGAGGUCUAUAGCGGAGCUGAUGAUAUGGGGGGACCAGCACGAGCCUGCAUUUUUUGAGUUCUUUGUGGAGCAGGGCGUGUUCGCGCAGUUCAUCCGCAUCAUGGCGCUGGCCAAUCAGCCGUCGCCUCAGUGCGAGGGGGUCAUGGUGCAGCUGCUGCAGACGCUCAACCUCAUGAUUCAGAACCUCAAGAGCGAGAAAGCCAUCUACUACAUGUUCAGCAAGGAGCACAUCAACAACGUCAUCUCCUUCCCCUUUGAUUUUUCUGAUGAGGAGCUGCUCGCAUACUACAUCUCCUUCCUCAAGACGCUGAGCAUGAAGCUGGACAAGUCUACCAUCUCCUACUUCAUCGUGGAAAAGGAGGAUGGCAGCAGCGCCUUCCCCCUGUAUGUGGAGGCAAUCCGCUUCUUCCAUCAUGAGGAGAGCAUGGUCCGCAUCGCCGUGCGCACUCUCACCCUCACCAUCUACAAUGUGCAUGACGAGCGGGCCAACCGCUUUGUGCUGAGCCCAUCAGCCAUCCGGUACUUUGAGGACCUCGCCAUUUUCGUGCGCCAGCAGAGCUUCACUCUUGCUCGCCUCGUUGCCAACGCUGUCAGGAACUUUGGGUCGAUAGUGGACGUGGGGCGAGUGGAGGCGUCCAUAGCGGAGAUAGGCGAUCUGCUGUACUACUGCAACGACGUCAUGAGCGCCGGCAUCCCCCAGCUCUCCGAGGUGGUCUCAGAGCACCUCCUCAGCAUCUGGGUCUUCCCUGUUCUUCUCGCCUCGCUCUCCCCCGAAUCCGGCUCCCCCAAUGCAAAGCGCAUAUCACCGCUGUGCGCCAUGUAUCUGCUGUCGCGUGUGCUGCACGUGGUGACCUACCGCCCCUUCCUCGACACCGCCACCCGCUCCAUCGCCGCCUCCCUCUCCGCCAGCCCUGCUGGCUCCGACGGGGUGCUGCCGCAGCUGUAUGAAUUCCAACAGCAACAGGGGAAACCGCAGGAGAAGCAGCAGGAGAAACUGCAGGAGAAAAGGCAGGAGAAGCAGCAGGUGAGGAGGAGCAGAAGUGCAUCUGCGGAUUUUGGGGUUCAGGAUAGCGAGUUUGGUGUAGGGAAAGGGAGGGAAGGAGCUUCUGGUGGUGCUGGUAGUGCGGCAGCAGCAUUGGUAGGAGCAGUGGCUGCAGUGGCAGGAUCAGCAACAGCAGGUCACAGGUUGUCUGAUAACCAUCACCUCUCUGCAAGACCUCCAGUCCCCCCUCCUGUUCACCUUACAACCCCUGCUUCUGUUUCUGCUGCUCAAGGCAUAGUCUCCCCACCUUCUGCAACUGCAGCAGCAGCAGAGGGGAGGGAUGGAGGGGCGAGUGCAGGAGGAGUGGCAGAAAGGGGAGAAUCCUCAGCAUCCGAGGGUAAGAAGGCCAAGUGGCCGUUGUCAGCACGACGUGGCAUUGCGGACUCGCCUGGGGGUUCCUUCUCAGAGAGACUGGACGGACGGGAGGGCAGAGAUGGGGACAGUGAGGAAGCAGGGGAGAGAGGAGGGGAGAGAACAGGGGAAGGCAGGGAAGAUGUAGCUGCAGCAGAUGCGCCGAACGGGUAUGUUGCUGGAAGGGAGGAGGCAGAAAGCAAGCAAGGGGAAGAUAAGAAUCGUGGGGAUGAUGGGAAUCGCAGUGGUGGUAGGAGUGGUGUUGUGCGGUCAGCAUCGGCACGAGACAGGCCGGCUCUGUCGGCUCGAAGGCACCUCAGGACCCAGAGCAGUGGCAGCAGCUUUACUGACUCGCCCCAGCGCAUCAAAAGCUCUGACUCCCCUCCUCAGCACAUCAAGAGGUCCGAUUCUCCGCAGCUGAAUGAGAGUUCGGAUGCGGUUCAGGGGAGCUUCAGCUCGCCCCUCAGGAGCUCGCCCCUCAGGAGCUCGCCUCUCAGGAGCUCCCCGUACAGGAAGCAGCGCCAUGCCUCUGACACCAUCAUCCUGGACCUUGAUCCCACCGCCAGCGCCUGGUAUGUUAUGUUCCCCUUCCGCCUCUGCUCCCCUACCAUCGCCUCUACUCCCCCACCCCCUCCUCCCCUCCCCCCAACCCCGCUGCUACCCCCGCCCCCUCCUCUGCCCCCAUUCCCCCUCCCCUGUCUUUCCAACCUCUCCUCUCCCCCUCCCCCACCCACCCCUCUCCGCAUACCCCACUACCACCAGUGCUGGUAUGCUUCCUCCCGCGUUACGCGCCAACAGUACUGGUCUUGUGCCCUGUCACCCAACUUAUUCCAACGUCUGUGCUUCACUCUUUCCCUUUCCCCUCCUCAACCUCCCACCCAUCGUCUCUCGCCCCCAGGGACACGAUUGUAUCUUACCUGCUGUGCAACAACGGGCGUUGAGCGGUGGGUGCUGGCAUGGGUGUUUCCCGUCGCUCACUCCUGCAUUCCUCUCUUUCCCCUCCUCAACCUCCCACCCAUUGUCUCUCGCCCCCAGGGACACAAUAGUAUCGUACCUGCUGUGCAACAACAAGCGGGAUACGAUAGUGUCAUACCUACUGUGCAACAACGAGCGGUGGGUGCUGGCGUCGCUCUGCGUGCUCUGCGGUCUGCUCCAAAACACAGGUGGGCGGAGCAGGGCCGCAGGGGGGAAAAUGAGGCUUGGGGCAACGACAGCAAGGACUCCUUGCCGCCCUUGCGACUCGUACAUGGAGAAGCUGGGCAUGCUACCGUGCAGCUGUGUUUCUCUCAUGAGUCUCAUCAUGCCCCAUCCCGCCAUCCCUCCCACCCUGCCCGACUCACGGUCACUCCAGAGGUGCAGGACUCGUUACUGGAGGAACUGGGCAUGCUGCCGUGCAAAAGCAAUUCUCUCAUAAGACUCAUCACGUCCCAUCCCGCCAUCCCGCCCACCCUGCCCCCCUCACUCUCGGUCACUCCAGCGGUGCACGACUCGUUACUGGAGGAACUGGGCAUGCUGCCGUGUAACCGCCGCCACCGACGACUCCUCGUGGUCAGUCACCCCUUGCAUUGCUCGCUCGCCCUUGCUCGCCCUCUUGCUGUCAGUCACCCCUUGCAUUGCUCGCUCGCCCUUGCUCGCCCUCUUGCUGUCAGUCACCCCUUGCUCACUCGCCCUUGCUUGCCCUCUUCCUGUCAGUCACCCCUUGCUCACUCGCUCUUGCUGGCCCUCUUGCUGUCAAUAGAGGCAUUGGUGGGUAACCAAUCAGAGGAGCAGCUAAAGCGGCUGCUGAGGCGGCAAGACAGUGAUGCAGUGGAGAGGGGGGAGCAGGCGGAGGCAGGGGGUUUGGGGGAUGGGAGGGGCGGAGGGGGAGCAGGGGGAGGCGCGGAGGAGGGCAGGGAGGUUAUUAGUGUGCAGCGUGUGGGUGCGGUGGGGCAGACACCCCGUCAUCGAAACAGCACUCCAGAAAGAGACGACAGGUGGUGGACACGGUGGACAGUGGACAUCGUUUUGACUCGACUCAAAACAACCCCAGGUGGUGGGCACGGUGGACAUCUUGUCGUGGUGGACACGGUGUUUGUGCUGCUGUGCAAGAGACCGCCGCCCUCACCUGAAGCCCUGUGGCACGCUGGCUGGCUGCUGCGCCAGCUGCUGCCGCCCAGCCAUCGAUUGCAGUCAGCACAUAAGAAGCUGCUUACUCACGCGUAUGAGCUGGCGCGUGGUGACCUGGUGGCGGAGCUCCUGGACUGCUGGUGCGACAUGCUGCCUGCUGCCAUGGUGGAGGAGUGGAAGGCAUGCCGGAAAGCAUUGGAAUCAGCCACGCUGGCAAAUGACUCGUCGCUCGUCCUCAUGCCCAGCCUCCCGCCCCUCCUCACUGACGGUGACUCAUCUUCUGCAGCGUUUGGCGAGAGAAUGCGCACUGUGGUCAAGGUGUACGUGGCAUUGCAUCAGAUGAGAGCCACGCUGCUCGGCCUGCCUCUCCCGGACGUCCCUCCUCUCGCCACAGCAGCCCCUCCUGUCCUCGACGCCAGGUUCGGCCGCAAGGGGCUCAAUCUGCCUCAGGCACAAGAAGGCACCGAGGUGCCUCUAGAGCCCGGCGACGCCAUCCCAUGCCGGGUGGCAUUUGAGCGGGGCAAGGAGAAGCACGUGCUGCUGCUGGUGGCCUCCUGUGCGGCCAACGGGUGGGUGCUGCUAGCAGAGCCGCCUGCGGGCAUGACUGCCAAGGCUGCUGUGGCCGAAGGGGCGAUAGGGGUGGUCCGCGUCGUCGCUCCACUCGCAGGCUGCCAGCCAUCACUGGACCCGAAGCACAAGCGCUGGCUGCAUCUGCGCAUCCGCUCACCCCAGGCCCCGGCCUCUGAUGCUGGUACUCUCGCCUCUCGCUCCCCCAUGGGCUCCCGGGCCCGCACCAAGCGCUUGGCGGAUGGGCGGUGGACCUUGGCGUUUUCAGAUGAGGCUGCGUGCCGAUUUGCACACCUAGCAGUGCAGGAGGAAUCGUAUGUGCAAGGGAAUGCUGUGCGAAGCAUGUUGCUUCCCCUGUGCCAAGUUGUGGCCGGAGCGGCCACUGCUCUCGGCUUUUCGGACUCUUCAUCCGUGAAGGGCCUGAAGUCGCUCAAUGGCGCACGAUGCCAGUCACGCGUCGUCGCCAUGGCCACCAAGAAGAAGGUGAACACCUACCUCGAUGACUGGAGAAAGGAGUUCAUCGGGUACGGUCUCUUCGUCGAGGAUUCCGAGUCCGCUCCCGUGAACAUCGUGCAACAGCUGGAGAAGAAGAAGCUUCUCUCGCAGGUCGAGAAGGCCGGUCUUCUCUCCAAGCUCGAGUCAUCGGGUCUCACGCUCUCCAAAAUUGAGGAGCUCGGCCUUCUAUCCAAGGCCGAAUCUCUCGGUCUGCUCAGCCUUGCCGAGAAAUUCGCCACCACUCCCGCCGGUACCUUCGCCUCUGCGGCUCUCCCGCUCCUCGUCGCCGCCAUUGCUGUGCCGGUAUUAGUGCCUGACGACAGCACUGCCCUUGUGAUUGGCCAGCUCACAGUCGCUUCUCUCCUGGCUCUCGCUAGUGUCACAUCUUUCACGUUGUCCCUCAUCCUCGGUCUCCUCCAAGAGUAG